Messenger RNA from Scleropages formosus (Asian bonytongue), 3255 nucleotides. It is a transcript of the gene picalma, whose product is annotated as phosphatidylinositol binding clathrin assembly protein a. Gene Ontology annotation, biological process: clathrin-dependent endocytosis; clathrin coat assembly; synaptic vesicle budding from presynaptic endocytic zone membrane. Bases 621 to 2855 code for a protein of 744 amino acids. Lineage: Eukaryota; Metazoa; Chordata; Actinopteri; Osteoglossiformes; Osteoglossidae. The transcript has 25 exons. The record is from RefSeq and is a predicted model, not a curated record. Gene Ontology annotation, cellular component: clathrin-coated pit; extrinsic component of presynaptic endocytic zone membrane; synaptic vesicle. Gene Ontology annotation, molecular function: phosphatidylinositol-4,5-bisphosphate binding; clathrin heavy chain binding; SNARE binding.
UAGCUUCCGAAAGCGCUAGACCGCAGCCAGACAGCGAGGGCUAUGGUAUCCCCACAAACCUUGGGAGGCUCCAGUGAGAAGAGGAAACAGACCCGCCAUUUUCCUGCAAGCCUCUAGUCCAUUUAAACUCAGUAGGGGGAGGCGAGAAAAAAAGAGCAGGAGACACAGAAGGAAAGAGUGACUGAGGGGGGGGGGCGAAAGAGCGAGGGAGCGAGAGAGAGAGAGGUACACGGUGAGGAGGGAGUAAGAAAGAGAGGACCGCUUAUAACUGUAAAAUAGGAAAAGGAAACUCUGGAUUUGGACCGUUUGCAGUGAGAAUUUGCACCUUGUCCACAUCGGAGCUUCUUGGAUUGGGCUGUGGAUACCCGUUAGCUAAUUGUGUGUUUUUUUUUUUGUUUUUGUUUUUUUUUUUUUUUUUUUUUCUUCUUCUUUCUUUUUUGAAUCUUUCUCACUGGCUUCGCCGUUCACGCGCCGGGCUGGGUUUUCUUCGCCCCAUCCUCCACUGUUUAUUUUGUGUCAGGUGUCGGGACGUCGGAAGCCGGAGGGUAAAGCACAAUACCAGCUAUUUUACAUUGGGAAGACAUAUUGUUGUUCUUGUCGGCCACCUACGAAGAGCGGAGAUGUCUGGACAAAGCAUAACGGACCGGAUAACGGCGGCGCAGCACAGCGUCACCGGCUCCGCCGUGUCCAAGACCGUGUGCAAGGCCACCACGCAUGAGAUCAUGGGCCCCAAGAAGAAGCACUUAGACUACCUGAUCCAGUGUACCAAUGAGAUGAAUGUGAACAUCCCCCAGCUGGCAGACACUUUGUUUGAGAGGACCACUAAUACCAGCUGGGUGGUGGUCUUCAAGUCCCUUAUCACCACACACCAUCUCAUGGUCUACGGCAAUGAGCGAUUUAUACAGUACUUGGCUUCAAGGAACACGUUAUUCAACUUGAGCAAUUUUUUGGACAAAAGUGGGCUACAGGGUUAUGACAUGUCCACUUUCAUCAGGAGGUAUAGCCGAUAUCUGAAUGAGAAAGCUGUGUCCUACAGACAAGUGGCUUUUGACUUCACAAAAGUAAAAAGAGGAGCUGACGGUGUGAUGAGGACCAUGAACACAGAAAAGCUUCUGAAAACCAUACCUAUAAUUCAGAAUCAGAUGGAUGCUCUGCUUGAUUUCAACGUCAAUGCCAAUGAACUCACAAACGGAGUCAUCAACGCUGCCUUCAUGCUCCUAUUCAAAGAUGCCAUCCGUCUUUUUGCUGCUUAUAAUGAAGGGAUCAUCAACCUGUUAGAGAAAUAUUUUGACAUGAAGAAAACUCAGUGUAAAGAAGGCCUUGACAUCUACAAGAAAUUCCUCACCCGAAUGACAAGAAUCUCAGAGUUCCUGAAGGUCGCAGAGCAAGUGGGAAUUGACCGAGGGGACAUUCCUGACUUGUCUCAGUUUACGGUUUGUGCCCCAAGCAGCCUGCUGGAUGCUUUAGAGCAGCACUUGGCUUCUCUGGAAGGGAAAAAGGUCAAGGAUUCCACAGCAGCGAGCAGAGCCAGCACUCUGUCCAACGCAGUCUCCUCACUGGCAAACACUGGCAUAUCUUUCACCAAAGUGGACGAAAGGGAAAAGCAGGCCGCCCUGGAGGAGGAGCAAGCACGCUUGAAAGCGUUGAAGGAGCAGCGGCUGAAGGAGCUCUCCAAGAAGCCUUCCUCUUCUGCCACCACGGCAGCAUCUCCCGUCUCUACUACUGGGGGCACCAUCAGCACUGCCCCUGCGAUCGACCUCUUUUCCACACCCAGCUCCACAAAUAGCACUUCAAAAGUGCAGAGUGACCUGCUUGACCUGCAACCAACGUUUCAGCCAUCAAUGCCAAUCUCCACGGGGCUGCCUGUAGCCAACACAUGGGCAGAUCCUUUCACUUCUACUGAAGCUGUCGAUGACUCCAUUCCAAACUUAAACCCUUUCCUUACAAAACCUGUUGUCGAUGCUGUCCAUCUUCCUGUUGUGUCCUCAGACGGUGUUAGUUUUUCUUCUAGGACACCCAGUCAUGAAAUGUUUGGUGAUCAUUACAAUCCCUUUAUUGAUUCAAGCUCUUCUGUUGCAACCAGUUACGAACACACAGUUCGGAUAGAGCAGUUUAUCUCAGAUUCCUUCUGUGGUCCAGCACCCUACCCUAACGCCCCUCUCUUCCACUCUGAGCCCUCUGCUGUAGCUGGCCUAUUUGGAGGGUUCUCGGCAUCUCCGGCUCCUCAACCACAGACCUCAAGAGGCCUUAACGUCGACUUUGACUCUGUGUUUGGCAAUAAGUCAGCCUCUUCUAACAAUCCUGAUUCUGCUGAUGAUGUUUUAGGUGGAAUCCUGAAACCUACAGUGGCCUCCCCCAAUCAGGGUCUUCCCCCCAGCAGUCAGCAGCCGGGGAAGCUGGUGUCGGACGACCUGGACUCCUCCCUGGCCAACCUUGUGGGCAACCUAGGAAUUGGAAAUGGUACCACGAAAAAUGACAUUCAUUGGAGUCAGCCUGGGGAGAAGAAGCUGACUGGUGGAACCAACUGGCAACCAAAGACUGCUCCAACCACUACAUGGAACCCUGCCACCAUGAAUGGCAUGCAUUUCCCACAAUACGCACCCUCGGUCAUGGCCUUCCCUGCCACGACUCCAACAGGAAUGAUGGCGUACGGCAUGCCACCCCAGAUGGGCUCCAUGGCAAUGAUGACACAGCCCACAAUGAUGUAUACGCAGCCAGUCAUGAGGCCACCCAACCCCUUUGGCCCAGUCCCUGGUGCACAGCCCUCUGCAGCUUCUAGUCCCUCCAGUCAGAGUCCUCUCAGAGCUCCAGGAAAGGACCCCUUUGCACAGCUUUCUCUCAAGGAUUUCUUGUAGAACAUCUUUAGAUGCAGUUCAUGUAACCUGAAGGGAGUCGUCACUUUCCAAGGAUGAAGCACUAAGCAGCAAAACUUUUCUCCUUCAAAGCAAAAUCCACUUUGCUGUUGUACUCUUCAUUGAGAAUAUCAGCCCCAUAAGGACUUGUGAAGAAAUCAGAGGGGUAACAGUAGGGGAAAUCCACGUGGAAUCAGCGUCGCCGCGGACGUGACGCCUCUUUUGUAAUUUGUCUAACAAGGUAACAGUGUGCGCUACUGUUAUUACCCGUUUUGGGAUCACUUAUCCUAUUUGACGUCUGUAAAGGUAAAUAUGGGUACCGAGGGGUGGGUGGGGUUAGACUUUGCUGUUAUGUAUCAGAAAAUAGUUGGUUGUAACACAAAUGGCUUCAUGUUUCUUGGGG